CAGAAUAGAAAACCCGAGUACACAAUGGGGUCGCGUAUAUCGUAUAUAAAUUCAUCAUUUUUUCCCACAUUUGUCAUCUGAGGCCCUUCUUCUCUACUCUACCAAGCAACAAAUCUAAAGAAGACGAAAAAUGCCUUCCCUUCAGACAGCACUGCCUCCUGAACUUGCCAACAAUGUGAUCCGACUCUAUCGUGAGUGCCUUAGAAGAGCCCGCUUCAUUGGUCACUGGCAACACAAUACGGAGCUCGUUGUUGAUAUGGUUAGGCAGCAGUUCAAGAAACACAUGCAUGAAACAGAUCCUGAGAAGAUACAAAAAUUAAAGGAUGACGCUGCAAGGGGUCUUAUCAAUCAUAUCCUCUACGAGUCUGAGAAGAUGUCGGGUCGCAAAUUCAGUAGCGCCUGAUAUUUGUUGGAAACCCAUCAAAUUCCAUGCACUUGCACUGUUAACUUCUUUAGUGUUAUUUUGUUUUGUUUUUUGUUUUUUUGUUUCUUCCCUACAUGAUCAUGGAAGAAAUAUUGAAUUUAUAAGCUCCCUUUUCUCUGAAAUAUGAACAAUCUAAGACUCUUGUUGGAAA
This is a messenger RNA of Magnolia sinica, 575 nucleotides long. RefSeq lists its product as uncharacterized. The coding region runs from base 131 to 403 and encodes 90 amino acids. NCBI's taxonomy places the organism in Eukaryota, Viridiplantae, Streptophyta, Magnoliopsida, Magnoliales, Magnoliaceae. The record is from RefSeq and is a predicted model, not a curated record. The transcript is spliced from 5 exons.